AUUUUUAAGGGUCACUGUUGUAAAUUUUAAAUUAUAUUAAAUAUUCAAUAUUUGUAUAUGGUUCAUCUACCAGUAUGUGUAUGUGUAGCAUGAAGUUCACUGAGCACAGUUUCUGUCCUGAUGUUAAUGCCAGAGGAGGAUUAGUACUCUGCAGUCUUUGAGUCAGCAAAUAGUUGGUGACUUGUGCUGCACAAUGUGCCUCAGCACUCUGCAUCUCUAUAACUUUAUGUGGUCUGUCACUUUGUGGCUGUGCUGCUGUGGUUCCCAAAUUCUUCUACUUUGCAAGAAAAAAAUCCCUUACUGUUGUUUGUGGGCUAUCUGAGAAGACCAAAAAUUGACUAGGUUAUUGAUGUUAUACACCUGUGCCAUUAGAAAGAGAGUUGAAUUCAAAAAUUAAAAAGUCUGGCCCAAAACAUUUGACCAAAUAUUGCAGGUAUUCAUCACUACACUGAUUUACAGGUAUUCUCUAAAAACUAACCCAUAUAAGGAGUGACAUAAUUAGGGGAAAUUUCUACUGCUAUGACUGAAGACUUAAAACAGAUGAUUUUUGAAAGACUCAGACAUACCGAACCAUGGCGGAUACACUGCAGUUUCACAAGUCAGUCAGAGGAAACUAUGAUAGAAAUCUGUACUUCCUGAUAAUUACAAACAGGAUGAGAGAUGCUAGAACAUUCACAGAUAUGUGACCAAACCAGAAUAAAGUUGAAAUGACUCAUUGAGUGAGCCAUCAAAAAUACAAAUGUUAUUUAUAAUGAGCAAAAAAGUACAAGCGCAUUAAUAUAUGGAGCUAUAUGUAAAUUGAAUACACUGUUUGUGCUUCAUUUAAACAGUUGUUGUCCAACCACAUGUUAGCAAACAUACUGUAGAGUAGCUGCAUUUCUCUACACAGUAAAACACCAUAUACGGAGUUUUAUAGCCAGGACAUUCCUUCUUUUAAGAAAUGUGCCAGACUUGGUCCCUGCUAAAAGUUUUGCUACCUUUCUGAUAAGUUUAUGUUGAUUUUUCAGCCCCAUGAUGGUUUCCUUCUCUUGUCUUUACGUCUGCCUAAAAAUUAAGAUAAAACUGAAGUUAUUCUGUUCUGGCUGGUGUUGCACUGUCUUUGUUUUGUUUUUGGGGUUUUUUGCAAUUGUUGCACUUUAUGUAGUCCUGUGUUGAUUGUUAUAUGUCAUAUGUAGCACUAUGGUCUUGGAGGGACGUUGUGUAAUUUCACUGUGUACUGUGCCACGGCUCAUGGUUGGAAUGACACUAAAGCCACUUGACUUGACUUAACUUGUUAUUAUACUUGGCCCCAAAAAAUCAUAGAAACACAUUUACUCUGGAUGGCCUCCAGUACUACUGUGAUUUUUGACCAGAAUAUGUCCUUCAUAUUAAAUAAAUAUGUAGAACUACAGUCCUGCAUUUUUGGAUUAUAUUAUAAUCCUACAAACUUAUGUUUGUCCCUAAAAUUUGCAACAUCCUGUCUCAGAGUGAUGGCGAAAACCACAAAAUUUGAUAAAUUUCUACAUGUGAGUUUUUGUUUUCAAAUUCACCAUGAAAAAGAAGUGAUUUGAUAAUUGAGUUUUUGUGCUGAGGUUUAUGCAAGAGGAGGUUAGAAACUCUGAAGUUGUUGAGUCAGCAAAUUAUUGGCAAACUUUAUGCACUGUGUGCAAGCAAGUGAGCAGGAAGAGCAGAAAUUAAAUUGUUGAGGUUACUGAUUUUAUACACCUGUGUAAUUUUAUAGACUCUAAUUUUAUAUAUUUAAGAAUUCAAAAACUACAUUCUGUGCUUGUACUUCAGGGAGACUCUGGUGCCCCAUUAGUCUGGGAAGCUGCAAAGGCGUAUUGGUGGUGUCUGCCAGUAGGCCAAACCCAAAUUAUCUAACAGUCCACACUUAUACUAAGAUAGUUAUAUAGGGACUGAAUUGAUUGUAUACUGAAACAUAAGUGAAACACUUAAUCACUAUCAAGAGAUCUAAUGACUGAGAUAUCAAUAUUCAGGCUGAUUACAAUGAUGACGAUGGUAUACGUGUUUGUAACACAUAAUUAGACAAUAAACUGUUGCACUUUGUUCUUGAUGUCUAUUUUUCAUCAUCGUAAUACAAACUAAACACGUCCUUUGUGAUUGUACAACUGGCUUAUCGUAUUAUACCGCGAAGGGCUGUCUGAGUAAAACACUGUAUACUUAAGAAUUUAUCCUGCUACUUCUACAUUGCUGUAUAUCAUGCUAUAUGUAUUACAAAAAAGCAAAGUGACAGAUGACUUGACCUGUAACUGGUGCUACAUGUCAGCUGGCUUCCUGUUUCACGCGCCCCCAACAUUCUGAAAAUAGUUUGUUUCCAAGUAAUCCGCCAGGCUUUCUCACUAAAUAUUGUGAAGAUGCCUUCUUGAAGCCAUGUGCACAAAUUCUUGCAACUCUUGCAACAGUCAUAGCUUUCCAUCUAAUACAUCAUGCUAACAAACAAUAACUUUUCACACUGUUGUCACUCUUAAAGUAUAUUAAGUUAAUUAGCUUCUUAAUUUUCUUUUAAAUUUUUCUUUCAUCAUGAACCCCAAAAAACAUUUUACCCCAUGGUUUUAACAUUCUUGCUAUAAAUUGAAAAUGUUAUAAAAUGUCUUCUUUCUUUAUUAUUGUUCAUAGAGUUUGUACUGUGAGUUGACUCUAUCAAGUCAUAUACUUGAAUCUUGGACCAAUUUAUAGCAAAGCCUGUCUCACAAUAUCGCAACAAAAAGCCAUGUUAUAUUCACCUUUUUGUUUUGUUUGAUUUGAUUUAUUUUAAGCUUUAUUGAAAGAUUUUGAAUCUAUAACAAUGCAUAAUGUGACCCUUGUUAGAACUAUAUUACUAUUAAGCCUGCUUAAAGACUCCAACUAAGACUAAUGAGCUACAUUUAAUAAGCUACACUUUUUUUCAGCUUCUGGAGGUGUCAGAGAUGAUCUCUUUAUAAAUGUGGUUUGACACCCCAUCAUUUGCAUUUACAAAAACACAAACACUUCCUCCUUUAUUAUAAGGAAGCAUUUAAAGACUGAAGUGUCAGUGAAGUGUCCCAUUGCUCUUCAGUAACUCACCUUGACUUUGAUCUCACCAUGUUUACCCACUGUAACCUGGCAGCACUGAUACUCGUGCUGACUCUUCAUGAUCAAGUUCAUACAGGAGAAAUCGUGGGUGGCCAUAAGGUUGCACCACAUAGCAGGCCGUACAUGGUGAUUUUGGAGCUGAACAAGUCAAAUGGUAUUACAACAUACUGUGAUGGCUUCCUUGUAAAUGAGCAUUUUGUGAUGACUGCUGCCCACUGCGAAGCCAGAUUGUACAAAGUCUUUCUGGGACUUCAUGAUUACAAAAAUCGCAGAAAAGUACAGACUGUGACUGUGGAUGAGACAAAUGCUUUUCCACACGAAGGCUACAACAAAAUUUCUUUAAAAAAUGACAUAAUGCUUCUUAAGUUGCAUCCCAAGGCUAAGUUCAACGAGAAUGUGACAUCUAUUACUCUCGCAGGCCGUGAUGAUGUCCCAAAGUCAUGUGCAGUCCUUGGCUGGGGAAAAACAGAGAAUGGUAAAGCAUCUGAUGUACUCCGGGAAGUCAAUGUGAACCUGACUGACAAUGAGUUGUGUGCUAAGGAAAAAAAGUACUGCUCUAAAGGUACAACUGGACCAAGCAACGGAGACUCUGGUGGCCCGUUAGUCUGUGAAUGUGGAACGGCGUAUGGGGUGGUGUCUGCCAGCCAGCAAAACACCUACAGUUAUACUAUGAUACCUGAAUACAGAGACUGGAUUGACUGCAUACUAAAACAUAAGUGAAAGUCAUAAUACAUUUAAACCUCAGAUCGCUAAGACAUCUGAUGACUGAGAUAUCAAUAUUUAGACUGAUUCCACUGAACUGAGACUGCCUAACAGACAAGAUAUCAUUGUGACCUAAUAUACUGAUACUGCAUUUCAUGUUCUUAAAAACAGUAAUAAUCAAUUAUUGCUUUGCCUUUCUGUUAGAGUAGAUUCAAAGAGAACCCAUGCCGUUAUGCUUGUUUGUAACAUUUAAUGAGACAAUAAACUGUUUUUCUUUGA
Messenger RNA from Haplochromis burtoni (Burton's mouthbrooder), 4032 nucleotides. Its product is annotated as granzyme B. The transcript has 5 exons. The coding region runs from base 3061 to 3771 and encodes 236 amino acids. Gene Ontology annotation, biological process: proteolysis. Gene Ontology annotation, molecular function: serine-type endopeptidase activity. Lineage: Eukaryota; Metazoa; Chordata; Actinopteri; Cichliformes; Cichlidae. The record is from RefSeq and is a predicted model, not a curated record.